Molecule: messenger RNA, 3036 nt
Organism: Populus nigra (black poplar)
Lineage: Eukaryota; Viridiplantae; Streptophyta; Magnoliopsida; Malpighiales; Salicaceae
Exons: 4
Coding region: 288-689 (133 amino acids)
Source: RefSeq, a predicted model, not a curated record
UUCACGGAAAAUGUAGACGUGACAAAUCUUCUCCGACGCGGGGAAAAAAUAUCCGAUGGGAAAUACCCGGUCAAAUCAUCCACACCAAACCCGAACCUAGACCAAACGGAGCCCUAACUCCACUCCCAGCACCAAAACUGACCUCCCUUCUAUGGCCGAUCUCUUACGCCAAGGUUCUUCAAUAUGGGAUCAGGGAAAUCAGUUGCGUUAAAGCAAUCUUCGAUUGCGAAAGCGUUAGCUGUCCUCGGCGGUGGCGAAGACAACGAAGACGCUUUUGGAGAAAGCGAAUGAAGAUGAUGGAAAUGCACCGAUUUUCCAUACAGGAUCAGGAUUUAUCACAUUCAGGGAUGAAGGCCGGUGUGAGAAAUAAUGGGGUUAUUGGUGAUGAUCUGCUAGUUCCCAGGUCUCUUUUAGUUUCCAAGUCUGGUAUAUUAAAAAGCCAAUUGGUAAAGGAUGUCGAUACAGACUUGUUGCAACCUGAAGCACAAUAUUCUGCUCCCAAACCACCACCAUUUAAAUUCCACACUGCUGGUGGAAGAUCCUUUUCCGUUUCCAUUGAGGCAUUGAAACGUGCAAGGAGUCUUCUUGGUGACCCAGACAUAGGAGCUUUCUUAAAUGAGGGGGAUGCAUUUGAUAUGGGUCUCUCAGUUUUUGAAGAUAUUAUAUUUGAUGAGGCUUCAUCAAACUAGGAAAAUUCUUUUUACUCUGCAUGUACCCAUCCAGAAGCUUCAUAGAGUAAACAUAUCUCAAAAACUUUCAUUUCACCUCUUAAAUUAUCUGCGAACCAUGUCUGGCCAUCCCUAUAAUAAUAAUAAAAAAAGUCAUUUCAGGGGUAACUUGUUGGAGAAAUUUGAUGCUGUUCAUAAUGACAGCACCUGCGAGUUUAAUAACAAAGCAAAUUGUAUACAGAAUUGCUUAAGGUAUGGACUGUGUUCAUUAGAUACAACAGUUGCUAAUUCUCUGGAUAGUGGUACUGGUUCAAGGAUGAAUCCACUUCAAAGGCUACUGCGUGUGCCAUUGGUUGAUAUUUCAAAUAAAAAUGGCACAGUGUACUCAAAUAACAGCCAAGUGAUCUUCUCGAGGGACAGGCCCAUGCUAUAGCAGGUCUGGUACUUGUGAACUCUGAUUCGAAUACACUUUGCUUACAAGCAAGAGGAUCUACAACCAAAUGACAACUUUUAUCCUGGCAAUGCAACAGUUUCAGUAAGCCUCUAUUUGCUCUUCUCCUAUCUUAACAAUUGAAUCUAACUAAAGGCUGUCCUUUUAAGCCAUUUUCAGCCCUCGAGUAUCAGUAUUAUUGUCAAAUUUGGUUGAAGUUCCUCUUUGUUGGUAAAUUACACAUAUCUAUCGUUUAUGGAUCCCACCUCUGCUUUCUUGGUAAACACAUAAACCCAGUCCACUUGCAGCCAUGCUGAUCAAAAUGACAAAUUUCAGGACUGGACCAGUUUGGUUCCCCAUUGUUUUUUGAUUAUGCAAUGAAUUUGACAUUGCAGCACUUGUGUUGCCCAUGGGAGAGGUUUAUACAGCUCCUCUGCAAAAGAAGCAGUAUGUGUCUGAUUGAUACUGCCAUUUCCCUAUUGGAUUCAGAGGUAACGUCAAAGUCCUGACUAGCCAUCAGCUUCUGUUCACCAUACAUAGAUAACGAUUAAUUUACACCAACCAACUAUAAUCUUGCUGGAUCCUUGAGUGUAUUAGGUCCUUUUAUUGUCAACCCCAUGCAUUAAUUUAUAAUCUAAUACGAGUUGAUUCAUGGUGAAAAAUUCCAAAUGGAAAUUAGAAGGAUGGAUAAGUUUGUGAAUGCAAGCCAUUAUCUUUGCAGGUUGUCUUCUUUAAUCUUAUAAAGAGAGCAAAGGAUCAACUAAAUCAUCCCUGGAUAGCUGAAGCAACAGAAAACUCGACUUAUUCUUUGAGUUUUGAUUCCUCAAUUUUUUUGCACCUUAAAAAUGCUGCUUCUUCUACUCAAAGCUGGCCUAGAUCUCUACCUUGGUGAACAAUAUAGAAUUUGAUCAUGAUAGUUCAGCUUUGGUAUAUGAUGCCUGCUAUUAUUUACCACCUUACUUGUUUUAUGCUGAUUAUUGAUAAAUUCAAGAAGAAGGUUUUAUUUAUAAUUGAUGAUUGAAAAGGCUAGAACUGACAACUAAAUUGUAGUUGGAAGAGGCGACUUUGAACUGACAAGUAAGCCUCCCUGUAUGUCAAAUGAUCCUUAUUUGUGUCAAUUGACUUUUAUUAGGGAGAAAUAAUCUCAAAGUUGUAGAAGUAAGAUCUUAAAAUCCACUCAUGACAGUGGUUUUGUUUCUUAAUAUUGGAAAACAAAUUGCUGGUGGAUUUAGCUCAGUAUUCACUCAUCUUCUCUGUGAAUAAUUCUGCUAGCUUUUCUAAUGAUUUAUUCUUAUUGUUUUUAUUACUUAUUUGAGCUAUUUUAUCAAAUAGUUUAGGCCUCAUGGAUUUAUCCUUACUGACAAUAGGAAGAGUACAGAUGCAGAAAAGGAUAGGAUACUUAUUGUAAGCAGCCAGCGAGCUCAUCCAGUUAAACCGUUGAAUCCUUGAAAUACCACUGGUUUGUGGUUGAUUUGUGAUUUGUCAGCCUCUCCACCUGAAUUCCAUGUUUAUGAAUUUAGUACAUUCUCCUUAUAGAUUUGUGCUACAUUGCCAAUGUUUGAGCAGCUGAAGUUCCAGGAGAAAUCUGUAGAUAUCAAUCAUGCAACGAAGUCAUGAAGGCUCCCUCUGUUCCAACCAUCCCAUCGCUUAAUUUUCAAUGUUGGGCACAGUGGGGAAGGGCAUGGGUCAAGCAUCUCGGAAUUGGUUUAGUUUUCAACGGAGGGAGAUGGUCCCUCCACGCUGUAACAUUUUUGGUUUAGUGUACAAUCAUUAAAUUCAACUGAAACAUCUAUGUAAAUAAUUAAGAACAAGUGAUUUUUGAUUGAGAACCUAUGUAAUAUCAAAACUCAAUUUAGUAUGCUGUGUUAUAAAAUUAGAGUUUGUAAACAAGUUCUUAAGACAAUACAAGAAUCAUGUCUUUAUAAAAUUCAAAUCAAA